Messenger RNA from Neolamprologus brichardi, 2847 nucleotides. Its product is annotated as kelch-like protein 38. Lineage: Eukaryota; Metazoa; Chordata; Actinopteri; Cichliformes; Cichlidae. Gene Ontology annotation, molecular function: protein binding. The record is from RefSeq and is a predicted model, not a curated record.
GACAGCUCUCUAGCAUGUCACAUGUGUCUGCAGCAGUAGAGCUGCCAAAGACAAGCUCUAUUUUUAGGGGAGGAAUGUACACACGGGCCUCGUGGAAAGAGACCAUAACAACAAACAGUGAGCAACACACCUCUACAAAGAGAGAGGAGCGUACAGUCACAUCGAUUUAAUGCUAGAAGAAAGAGGAAGACAGGGAAGGAGAAUGUUCAGACAUCAUAUUUGAUGCUGAGAAUUUACUUUGAACACAGUGGGACCCCCAAGAAACCGUGAAAGAACCCCAACAGCAUGGAUCAACCAGCACGUGAGGUCUACCAUUUCAAAGACAAAGAGCAGUCCUCCAACCUGCUCCUGCAGCUCAACAGACUGAGACAGGAGAACAUCCUGACUGAUGUGCUGCUGUGUUCAGAUAAUACAGAGAUCCCCUGUCACCGAAAUGUCCUGGUGUCCAGUAGCCCUUACUUCAGAGCCAUGUUCUGCAACAACUUUGUGGAGAGACAGCAGACCAAAAUAGACCUAAAGGGAAUCACGUCCACCAUUCUGAGCAGCAUUAUCGACUAUGUUUACACAGGACUCAUCGGCAUCAGCAUGGAUGACGUGCUUCCUCUGAUGCAGGCAGCAUCCAUGUUGCAAUAUGGCCGCCUUUUUGAGGCCUGCUCGAGUUUUCUGCAGGAGCAGCUUAGCCCAGACAACUGCUUGAGCAUGAUACGACUUUCUGAUAUCAUGAGCUGUAAAAGUUUAAGAGACAAAGCAAAAGAGAUGGCCAUGAAGAGCUUCUGCGACGUGUCAAUAUCUGAGGACCUGUGUGAGCUGUCUUUGCCGGAGCUCAUGGGAUACCUAGAGGAUGAUUCCCUUUGUGCAGAGGAGGAGCAGGUUUUUGAGACACUUGUUGCUUGGAUCCAUCACGAUCCUUUGUCCAGGCGAGGUGCUAUCAGUGACCUUUUCAAGAAGGUUCGCCUUCGAUAUAUCCACCCCACCUACCUCUUCCAGUUCAUAGCCAGUGAUCCUCUGAUCCAGUCCUCCACCCUCUGCACUGAACUCAUAGAAUCUGUUAGACGCCUCAUGUUCUCUGUUAGCACAAAAUGCAGUGGAGACAUCGCAGCGGACUUUAAACAUCCCUGGGUUGCUCCAAGGCGCUACAGCUAUCAUGACAUGUUGGUGGUGGUAGGAGGGAGGAAGAAUAACGAGCAAACCUCAAGGGAGGCCAUAGUGUUCGAUGAGAGGAGCCAGAUGUGGCAGUGGCUUGCUAAGCUGCCUGUUCGUCUCUACAAAGCCUCCUACGUUGCCCUACACAGUAUCCUCUAUGUCAUCGGAGGUCUGACCACAAAUCCGAAGAACAGCGAAGUCAGUAGAACUGUCUAUACCCUUUCCCUUAAGACCAACCACUGGCGGACAGCAGAGCCUAUGUUAGAGCCACGUUUUGCCCACCAGAGCGUCUCCUACCUCCACUUCAUCUUUGCCCUGGGCGGCCUUGGACCUGACAGGCGAUUGACAGGCAGCGUGGAGAGGUACAACAGUAUGUUCAAUCUGUGGGAGUCGAUGGCACCCAUGCCUGAGGCUGUACUGCACCCCGCGGUGGCCGCUACUAACCAGAGGAUCUACAUGUUUGGAGGAGAGGACGCCAUGCACAACCCUGUCAGAAUGAUACAGGUGUAUCACAUCGCCAGGAACAUGUGGUCUAAGAUGGAGAACAGAACAGUGAAGAAUGUUUCUGCUCCUGCUGUGGUCAUGGAUGAGAAAAUCUACAUCAUUGGAGGAUACACCAGGAGGAUGAUUGCAUAUGACACCAAGGCCAACCGAUUCAUCAAGUGUGCCAACCUAAAGGAGAGGAGGAUGCACCACUCAGCCACCGUUCUCAGUAACAAACUGUAUGUAACAGGCGGACGUUACAUCAAUGGCCAUGACGUUAUUGAAGACUCGGAUGCUGUUGAGUGUUACGACCCGAAAACAGACACAUGGACAAGUAAAGGGAGUCUGCCUUACAAACUGUUCGAUCACGGCUCCGUGACUCUCACAUGUGUCUCACAGACAUGGUCGAAAUCAUAAAUUAGGCAGGCAGUAUUGUUUUGUUUUGUUUUGACUUCAAUAUUUUAUAGAACAAAUGUCAUUUUCAUUUUUUAAUGUUUUCAAUUUAAAACUAAAGUAUUUAAAUGUUAUGCGGUAUUUAUUCCACGACUUUUCUGUGUUGUUGUUUAACGCCUGACUCUGACUCGCAUAAAAGAAGACGACUCUUGUUGCAUAGCCUGCUCUUAACCUGUCAUGCUUCACAAUGGGUGAGAGUGCUAUUUUCAGCCUGCUCUAAAUCCAGAGAUUUCACCUGUCAUGUUUAAAUCAAGAGGGCUGUGUACCGGUUGGUGCAACUCAAAGCUGUGUGUGCAGCUCGUAGGUUUGAGCCUGCUGGUGUGAGCAGCAAAGCCUUGGAUCAAGUUCUGUCACUUUAAUGAAAACGGUGGUGAAAUUCACGUGAUAAAGAGCAAGAGAUUGUUAAUGCAGUGCUGAAAUCAAAAUAAAAGCAUACCAGAAGGUCCACUGUUUUGGGACUUUGAGUGCCGAGCAUACUUUUGCAUCAAAUGCUGAAAUAAUUUGUUCUAAAUGUUCAUGUUUAAUGUUUUUGUACUGUUGUUUAUUGGUUUUAGCCCGUUUUUGUACAGCUUGAAAAUAAAAUCACAGUAUAUAUAUGUGGUCUUUCUUCAUCCCCACAGUACGACUCAGCAGUUCUUGGUCUGUUGACAGUGAAUCGCAAUCUGAGCCGGUGCCCUGUAUGUCUCAUCGUAUGUCUGUUUGAACCCUCUCACACUGGAUCUCAACAUGUCCAGACAGGUUCCUGUUCUCCACACACAUGGAGAUACA